AUGCUUUCGUACCACCCCAAGAGUGGGAAAGCAGGCAUACGAAGGGGCCUCCGCGCUGAGCACCAACUCCUCCCAGUCCCACAGUCGGGCUCGCACCGCACCGGGAGCAAGGCGAUAGAUGUCCCGGGAGGCCCUUACGCUGUACCGCGGCUCCCGCAGACAGCGUCGCUGGAUGCUGUGCACAAGACACUGGGGACCAAGUGCCUCUUGACCAGGCCCUUUGAGCUCCAAGAAGCAUAUUACAGGCCAGGAGACCACCUUUUUGGUGGCAUUUUGCCCCACCUCAAGACCACAGUUACACACGUGUCCUUUGAAAAACCUCCCAGGAACAGCCAUACUCCACGCCCGGUGCCCAAAAACUAUCAGCACAUCCUGGCCCUCGUGUUUGCCAUCAGUGAGAUCAACAAGGAUCCGGCACUCCUCCCCAACGUCACGCUGGGCUUCCGCAUCAUUGAGGACACUUACUUUGCAAGAAUGACCUACCAGGCAGGCCUGUCCUUUCUGUCCACGGGGGAUCAAGUGGUCCCCAACUACAGAUGCAGCAGACAGGAGAAGGUGCUCUCUGUCAUUGGAAGUCUCUACUCCAGAAUCUCAAUGCAGAUGGCCUCCCUCCUGGGCCUCUUCAAGAUCCCACAGCUCGGUUAUGGCUCCUUCAGUCCUGUUCUGAAAGAGAGGAGCAUAUUUCCUUCUUUCUACCGGAUUGACCCCAGUGAAGUCCCACAGUAUUCGGGGAUAAUCCGCUUACUUCUUCAUUUCCACUGGAACUGGAUUGGGAUUGUUGCUCCGGAUGAUGACAGUGGAGAAAACUUCAUCCAAGCCCUAACACCAAUGCUUGACCAGAACAACAUCUGUGUCGAGUUCACUAAACGGACAUUGUCUGAAAUCUCAGUGUACCAUACAACUGCAUACAGAAAUGUGAAUCUAGCUAUAGCUGUCUCGGAGGCUAAGGCCAAAGUUGUGGUUGUCUCCGGCGACUCAAAUGCCAUACGGAAUUUAAUCCUACCCCUUAUGACAUACAAAGCUAAGACUAAGACGUCUCUUGAGAAGAUCCUUGCCUCUUUAAGGAGUACCCAGUUCAACAACAGUGCUGGCGAGGAAGUGUUUUUCAGUGAAAAUGACGAGAGAUCAGCUGGCUAUGAUAUUCUGAACUUGGCUUUCUUCCCAAAUCAAUCUUCAGCUCAAGUGAAAGUUGGAAGGAUGGAUCCGAGGGGCCCCCCAGGCAGAGAAUUCACCAUUAACACAGAUGCAAUUGUUUGGGCUACCCAGAAGAUGCCCUCUUCCAGGUGUGUGGAGAGCUGCUCGCCAGGGUACAGCAGAAAAGAUAUAGAAGAAGAGCCACCUUGUUGUUAUCAAUGUGAACUUUGUCCAGAAGGGACGAUUUCCAACCACACAGAUGCUGAUCAUUGUGUCCCAUGCCCAGAAGAUCAAUAUCCAAACAAGAACAAAGACCAAUGCAUCUCCAAGAACAUAAGCUUCCUUUCCUAUCAAGAGAUUUUGGGGAUUGUUUUGGCUUCUCUUGCUCUUUUUCUGUCUCUGAUCACAGCCCUAGUCCUGGCAACUGUCAUUAAAUAUCGAGACACACCCAUCGUCAAAGCCAACAACAGAGAACUCACCUAUGUCCUCCUCAUCUCCCUCCUGCUCUGCUUCCUCUCCUCCUUCCUAUUCAUUGGUCGACCUACAAAGUUCACCUGCCUUCUGAGACAAAUUGCUUUUACUGUAAUCUUCUCUGUUGCCAUUUCUUCCAUCUUGGCAAAAACUAUCAUGGUGGUUGUGGCCUUCAUGGCCACUAAGCCAGGAAACAUGGCAAGGGAGCUGUUGGGGAGACAAGGGGUAAAUGUCAUUGUCCUGGCCUGUCCUCUCCUGCAAGUUAUUACCUCUGCACUUUGGCUAGGAACCUCUCCCCCAUUCCCCAACUUGGACUUCCACUCCUUGGGCAAAGAGAUCAUAGUGGAAUGUAAUGAGGGGUCAGUCGUCAUGUUUUACACAGUAUUGGGAUACAUGGGAUUUCUGGCCCUGGUCAGCUUCAUGGUGGCUUUCCUUGCCAGGAAACUACCUGACAGCUUUAAUGAAGCCAAGUUUAUCACCUUCAGCAUGCUGGUCUUCUGCAGCGUGUGGGUCUCCUUCGUGCCCACCUACCUGAGCACUAAAGGGAAGUACGUGGUGGCCGUGGAGGUCUUCUCCAUCUUGGCCUCCGGCGCUGGUCUCCUGGGCUGCAUCUUUCUUCCCAAAUGCUACAUUAUUUUUUUGAGGCCUGAUCUCAAUAGCAGAAAUCAUCUCCUAAGGAGCAAGAAAUACAGGAACCUAAAUUUUUGA
This is a messenger RNA of Gekko japonicus, 2313 nucleotides long. RefSeq names its product vomeronasal type-2 receptor 26-like. The record is from RefSeq and is a predicted model, not a curated record. Gene Ontology annotation, molecular function: G protein-coupled receptor activity. Gene Ontology annotation, cellular component: membrane. Gene Ontology annotation, biological process: G protein-coupled receptor signaling pathway. Lineage: Eukaryota; Metazoa; Chordata; Lepidosauria; Squamata; Gekkonidae. The transcript has 7 exons. Bases 1 to 2313 code for a protein of 770 amino acids.